Messenger RNA from Cuculus canorus (common cuckoo), 622 nucleotides. RefSeq names its product gastrokine-1. Gene Ontology annotation, biological process: regulation of cell population proliferation. Lineage: Eukaryota; Metazoa; Chordata; Aves; Cuculiformes; Cuculidae. The coding region runs from base 45 to 581 and encodes 178 amino acids. The record is from RefSeq and is a predicted model, not a curated record. The transcript has 6 exons.
GUACACAACAGCUGCCGGCAGAUCUUGCCUCACCUUCCAUCACAAUGAAGUUCGCUAUUGUGAUUGCUUGUCUUCUUGGACUUGUCCUGGCUCCAGCUCUUGCUGAGAGGAAUGGCAAGAAACACUUCGAGGGACACAGCGAUGAAAGCUCAGAUGGAAGCUCAGACGAAAGCUCAGACCACUCUUCAGGUAGCGCUGGCGUCAGCUCUGAGUCAGAAGAUGACUCUGAGCCCUGGAAAUCUGUCUGGGACGUCAAGACUGGAUACGUUGCAACCAAGGUCUUUUCAAAAAACACCUGCAUCAUUGCUAAAAUAGACACAGGUUUUUUGCUUGAGAAACACUUUCCUGCUCAAGGACACAAGGGACCUGGUCCUCACCAGCUUCCACCCAGAGAGAAUCGCUUCAUUAUCUCAAGAAGGAGACUCCAAAACUUACACACAUAUGGGAAACUCAUUCAAGAUCUGUGCCGAGGAGUUCCCUCUUACCUUGCUCACCCCGCUGCUGGAUCCAACUUCCUACAAGAAGAUGUCCCGUGUUUGAAAGUUAAUAUUAAGGAACAGUCUGUCUACUAUUGUGAUUGAUUAUUCCUGACGUUUUGAGGAACAACAUUCACAGAACCCUG